Molecule: messenger RNA, 564 nt
Organism: Knipowitschia caucasica
Lineage: Eukaryota; Metazoa; Chordata; Actinopteri; Gobiiformes; Gobiidae
Source: the annotation of a GenBank genome assembly
AUGAAGCGACUUCAGCACAGAGCAGAAAAUAUUUACGCAAACGAGCAGCGACAUGUUUCUCAAGCUUCUUCCUGUAAAUUUCAAGAGUUUCACUGGAGUUUGAAUAACAAUGGACCCGAUCUUAGUGGGGUCCAUCCUCUGGUUCCUCUGUUGAUCUACAGCGACAGACAUUUCCCGCCCACUUCAGACCCUCAGCCAAUCAGAGCUCACUCUGACCCUCAAGCCAACUCCCACUCCCGCAUACCUUGUAUCCACAGCAACAGUACGCGCAGGCCAAUGGGGGCAGUGAAGAAGCCUCUGAACGCUUUUAUGUUGUACAUGAAGGAGAUGAGAGCCGCGGUUCGUCAGGAAGUGAACGAACGAGAGAGUGCCGCCAUCAAUUGCAUUCUAGGAAGAAAGUGGAACGCUCUUUCUCGCGCUGAACAGUCCAAAUACUUUGAUCUGGCUCAGAAGGAGAGACUGUUGCACCUGCAGCUGUACCCCGGCUGGUCGGCUCGAGACAACUACGGCAAGCGUAAAAGGAAGGACAACCACAGGAAGAUCACACAUGAUUCAUCGUCAUAA